Molecule: messenger RNA, 1444 nt
Organism: Spinacia oleracea (spinach)
Lineage: Eukaryota; Viridiplantae; Streptophyta; Magnoliopsida; Caryophyllales; Amaranthaceae
Product: dirigent protein 24-like
Exons: 1
Coding region: 101-1273 (390 amino acids)
Source: RefSeq, a predicted model, not a curated record
UCUUUCUAUUCAUCACCAACAACAAUUCAAGCAAUAAUCUCUCUCAAACACCAAAUAUCAUAUAAUCAAACAUCUUUUCUUACAACUGUCAACCUCAAAUAUGGCUAAGUUUCUUUCCCUUCCCACCAUUUGCCUCUUACUACUAACCUUCACUCUAGGACUCACCAACUCCGCCCGGCUCCUAGACCAGAUGGGUCCUCAGUUCACUCCUGCAGACGAACUGCCGAGUCUACCACCAGUAGACGAUUCCACCAAUACUGUUCUGCCAAGUGGACAAGCCCCUGCUUUUGCUUCAGAAGCUCCAGCUGCUGCUGCAGAAGCUCCACCUGUUGCUGCAGAAGCUCCAGUUGCUGCUGCAGAAGCUCCACCUGUUACUGCAGAAGCUCCAGCUGCUGCGGCAGAGGCUCCAGUAGAUGAUGAUCAAACUGAACAGCCUACAGCCACUGCAGCUGCACCAGUAGCUGCUGCGGCGGCGGCAGCCCCAGAGGAUGCUUCUGCUGCGCCACUCCCUGCAGGACCUGCUCAGGGUGGUGCAGCAGGUGGUGCUGAACAACCCGGACACCCAACUAUCUCCUUCUUCAUGCACGAUGUUCUAGGUGGAUCCAGCGCCUCAGGCCGUAUAGUCACUGGCCUGAUCGCCUCCAGCAACGCUAACGGAAUUCCAUUCUCACAGCCUAACAACCAAGUAUUCCCUGUCUCCAAUGGAGUACCCCUCAUGAACAACGGCAACCUCAACAACGUCCUCAGCAACAACAAUGUCCCCUUCCUUGCAGGACUUAACGGUCAGAACCAACCCCAAGCCCAAACCAUCAUCCAAAAUGCUGGCUCCAACAGUGUUGUAAACGGUGGAAACAACAACCAGGCAUUCGUCACCCCGGGUCAACUACCCACCGGGUCAGCCCUCCAGAAGCUGUUGUUUGGUUCCAUCACUGUCAUUGAUGAUGAACUCACUGAGGGCCAUGAGCUCGGGUCUGGUGUCAUGGGAAGAGGCCAAGGCUUCUACCUUGCUAGCUCCCUUGAUGGUGAGAGUCACACUAUGGCCUUUACCGCGAUUUUCCAUGGUGAGGGUCAUGAACAGGAAACUGAUGACACUCUCAGCUUCUUCGGAGUCCACAGAACCGCCUCUCCGAUAUCUCAGAUGGCUAUCAUUGGAGGGACUGGAAAGUAUGAGAAUGCUAAAGGGUAUGUUACUAUUGAGACCAUGCCUGAUCAGAACCAACACACUACUGAUGGUGUUGAUACCGUUGCUCACUUUAGUGCUUACCUUACCUAGACAUUACAAUUAAGCAUUCAGAGUCCCGGAAUUUAAAUUUGUGUUAUUUGAUGUUUGUGGUUUUAUGUAAGUUGAAGUUUCAUUGUCUUGGUAUAUGUAUGUAUUUAUGAUGAAAACAUUGUAAUUUAAUCAGGAAUCAUGUGUUUAAUACUACUGAGUUUCUUGGAUUUA